This is a messenger RNA of Uloborus diversus, 1369 nucleotides long. Its product is annotated as glycosyltransferase-like domain-containing protein 1. Lineage: Eukaryota; Metazoa; Arthropoda; Arachnida; Araneae; Uloboridae. The transcript is spliced from 8 exons. Gene Ontology annotation, molecular function: glycosyltransferase activity. Bases 162 to 1343 code for a protein of 393 amino acids. The record is from RefSeq and is a predicted model, not a curated record.
UAUUCUUGUUUACCAACAAAACAAAAAUAUUUCGUCUCAUGUGAAUAAUAUAAUGAAAUAUUUUUAUAUUUUCCCUCGUUUUCUAUUUUAUUCCUUUUUGAGUUGAGUGCCUCUUGAGGUUUCAGGUAGAAAUUUACUGUUUCGUUUAAUCGAUUAAAUAAAUGAUGAAUGCGAAGAGUAUUUUACUAAUUGAGGCAUUUUAUGGUGGAUCCCACAAACAGUUGAUGGAUUUAAUUUCAACAAUUCUCCCAGUAUCAUUUUACACUAUGCCCGCAAAAAAAUGGCAUUGGAGAGCUAUUACUUCGUCUCUUCACUUUUCAGAAGCUAUUCCCGAGGAACAUGAUUUCAGGGUUUUGUUUGCAAGCUCAGUUCUGCCAUUAGCUGAUUUGGUAGCAUUAAGGCCUGAUCUUGGGAAUUUGUUUAAGAUAGUUUAUUUUCAUGAAAACCAGGUGGUUUAUCCAGUUCAAGAGAAGAAACAGAGAUAUUUUCAACACGGAUACAAUGAUGUGCUUACAUGCUUGGUUGCUGAUCAAAUUUUGUUCAACUCUGACUUUAACAAAGAAUCAUUUCUCAAAAAUUUGACUUCAUAUUUCAACAUUCUGCCUGAUUUUAAACCUAAGAAUCUGGAAGCAAAGAUACGACCCAAGUGUCAAGUUGUUUAUUUUCCUCUUGUGUUCCCGGAAGUGUGCUCUGCAUUUUCCAAAGAUGGAUUAAAUCAACAUUCCAGCAAAGCAGGUGUAGUUUUGAACAAUCAUCAGCCACGAGAUGGGGAUUGCACAGCAGAUAAAAAGUUACACAUAGUUUGGCCUCAUAGAUGGGAACAUGAUAAAGAUCCAGAAACCUUUUUUUCUGUCAUCUUUCGUCUGAAAGCUGCUGGAGAAGAGUUUAAUUUAUCUGUGAUUGGUGAAACAUUCUCAGAAAACCCAAAAAUUUUUGAUGAAGCUCGUAUCUACUUGAAAGAGAAUAUUAUCACAUGGGGAUAUCAAGAAUCCAAAGAAGAGUAUUUUAAAGUAUUGCAAUCUGCAGAUGUAGUUGUUUCUACAGCAAUUCAUGAAUUCUUUGGAGUUUCAAUGUUGGAAGCUGUGAGCUGUGGAUGCUAUCCCCUUUGUCCAAAUAGACUUGCUUAUCCAGAAAUUUAUCCAGAAAAGUAUUUAUAUAAUACACCAAACCAAUUGUUUAAAAGACUGAAAAACUUUUGUAGAAAACCUGAAACAGUUAGAAAUCAUGCUAUUGAAGUGGAUUUAUCCAAGUUCUCCUGGAGCUCUAUGAAGAUACAAUAUGAACACAUUUUAACUAAGGCUUUAGUUCAAAAAUCUAUCCAUAAUACUAAUGUUUCUGAAUGAUGUAUUUUCAUUUAAAAAAAUUUAAA